GUCCCCAGUCAUGUACGCUGGCUAUAAAUACUGAGGGUUUUUGCUCAGCCGCUUGUCUGGCCAGCAUCUGUCAGCCUGUUUCCUGCCUGACUGCCUUGCUCCCAGACCCGCCAUGGCGCAUCCCCUGGAGCAGGCGCUGCACGUGAUUGUCUCCACCUUCCACAAGUACUCGGGGAAGGAAGGCGACAAGUUGAAGCUCAACAAGGCCGAGCUCAAGGACCUGAUGCUGAAGGAGCUCCCCAGCUUCAUUAGUAAGAAGACUGAUGACGCCAGCUUCCAGAAGAUGCUGAGCAACCUGGAUAGCAACCGUGACAACGAGGUGGACUUCCAGGAGUAUGCCACCUUCCUGGCCUGCGCCGCCAUGAUGUGCAACGACAUCUUUGAGGGUUGCCCCGACAAGAUGCCGCGGAGGAAGUGAUGGUCCUGGGCCUGGGCUGUCCUGCGUGGGCCCCUCCUGGGACCCCCACUGCAUUGCCCACAAGUGCCUUGAGAGCCCGUCGAGAGCCCGUGCAAUAAAGUCACUUCCAGAGA
Gavialis gangeticus (Gharial) is the source of this 531-nucleotide messenger RNA. Its product is annotated as protein S100-A4-like. The record is from RefSeq and is a predicted model, not a curated record. The transcript has 3 exons. Gene Ontology annotation, cellular component: cytoplasm. NCBI's taxonomy places the organism in Eukaryota, Metazoa, Chordata, Crocodylia, Gavialidae. Gene Ontology annotation, molecular function: calcium ion binding; transition metal ion binding. The coding region runs from base 113 to 418 and encodes 101 amino acids.